AUGGGGCGGCGGCAGGUGGGGAAUCCCCGGGGCAGGUGGCUCCCGCCCCCCGUUACUGCGAAAUCGCCUCCCUCGAAAGCAGAACCGAUACCGGGCCGGGGUCCCCUGGCCGCGCCCGGCCCCGCUCCCCACCGGGACAGGACGGGAUGGGACGGGACGGGCAGGAAAACCCGGGGCAGUUCCUGGCGGCUCCGCGCCCAGCGGGAUGGGAGGGACCUGCACCGGCACCGGGACCUCCCCUGGGUGCACCUGGGCUGCCCCCGACGAGCGCACCGGGGAGCCCGCGGCGGUGUCACCUCGGUGGAUCCCCCGUUGUGUCCCCCCGUGUCCCCUCCGGUGUUCCUCGUGUGUCCCCGCGGUCUCUUCGGUGUCCCUCCCGGUGUCCCCCGUGUCCCCCGGCCUCCCCGGGACAUCAGCCGGCGGCUCCCCGCGGCCUCGGGGGUCCCAGCGGGGCUCGCCUCGCCCUCGCGCCCCCGGGUCCCGCAGCCCCGGUCCCCUCCGGGCCGGGCCGGGCCGUGCUGCCCGCAGCGCCGCAAUCCCGGCGGCCCCGACGGGGCGGCUCCGGCGCUUCCCGCUCCCGCCCGGCGGGGCUGCCCCCGGCCUUCCCCGGGCAUGGACACCGGCGGCGGGGCUGUCGUGGGUCUGGGAGGGGAGACACGGGGGAGGCCGGCGCCGGUGGGGCUCAGCACCGCGGUGCGCUGUCCCGGGGACUCCCUGGGACCCUGCGGGACCCCGUGGGACACCAGUGGAUGUGUGGGAUGGCAAGAGACUGCGUGA
This is a messenger RNA of Corapipo altera (White-ruffed manakin), 777 nucleotides long. Its product is annotated as atherin-like. NCBI's taxonomy places the organism in Eukaryota, Metazoa, Chordata, Aves, Passeriformes, Pipridae. The transcript has a single exon. The coding region runs from base 1 to 777 and encodes 258 amino acids. The record is from RefSeq and is a predicted model, not a curated record.